AUUUCUGCUUCUUGCCAUUACCUUUGGAUACCCAAAAGGCUCCUGGUCAUUUCACUUCUGUCAUAUCAGAAGAAGACUUCUAUAUAUUUAGCACACGAAACUUGAAUCUUGACAGUUCAGCAGUUGUUUCAAGUCUAACAUCAGUCACCGCGGUUCCUUUAUUAUUGGCUGCUCUGGCCAUAUUAAUAAUGCAAUUGAUUGCUGUCAAAAGUUGCAAAAUUGAUGCAUUAUCGACAGCAAUUUUUCGAUCAUUCGACCAGAAUUCAUCUCACCCUUCAUCAUGGCGUUGCUUGAUUCAAAUGCUAAUCUUAAUGUUUCCUGUGUUCAUCUUCAAUUCUGCAUUCAGUACUCAAACUCUUGUGGGCAGUGCAGAUUACAAAAUUGAUACAUUAAAGGAUGUUAUCAAUCGGGGAAAGAUACCAUGUUUCUUUGAAGGCAUUUCAAUGCACGAUUUCUUUAAAGCCAAAGUGACCAAAGAAUAUGAUGACAUUUAUGAACGUAGCGUUUCUGAAGGAUUCGGGGAAACCUUUCCAUUGGGACCUAUCCCAGUGUUGGAAAAGAGCGAAUCGAUGGUUACUUUCUUAUCGAGUGUUGGCAGAAAACUAGCUCCAUUGGUGAGUUCAGUAUCUGGUUAUGGCAAAGUCAAUCAAGAACAUUACUUCUCAGCAAAGCCUUUUCAUAAAUCUUUGCGAGCUAUACUUUACAGCCAUAAUAUAUCUAAGCCCAUCAGAAAAAGUGCUGAUAAACUGGCUGGUCGGGCAAUACAAAGUGGAAUCGUCCCAAAACUAGAAGGAGAUAUUUAUAUUGAGUUUGUACUUUCUUGCUAUCCAACUACCUUAUUCGAGUUUCACAAAUCGGAAUUUCCUCGUAAAAUAAAUGACUUCAGUUGGAAACCAUUAAGUUUUCGUGGAUUCUAUAAGAUAUUCUAGAUUUAUUUCUUAAUAUUGAUACUGAUAACACUUGUUGCACUCAUUGAAAUCACCAUUGGUUUUAUGUACUCAUAAAAUGAAAUAAAAACUCCUUGUGAUGUAAAUUUUCUCGAUAAAUGCGAACAUCGGAGCUGACAAAAUUGAGUUGUUUAAUGAUUUAAACAUUGAUUUGAAUUGUGUUGUGAUUAAUUAAUGUUAAUCGUUCUAAAAUUUUUAGAUCAAGUGACUGAAGUUCGUUACAGGCCUCAAGGUACCACGAAUCACAUUGUCACGUAUCUGAUUACUAAAUGACGAAAUCUUUUGAUAAACUGGUCAAUGGGACCUUGUAUGUCGAUUUGGUUGAUGAACCAUUCGCGUGAUUGAAAAUUUUUACUUAUACUUUUUACUUAAUUGCCAUAUUGUUCCUUAUUUCAAACACAGGGAUAGGCCGUAAUGAGAAGGGUUCCUCUAACGAUGAAUACU
Molecule: messenger RNA, 1391 nt
Organism: Tetranychus urticae (two-spotted spider mite)
Lineage: Eukaryota; Metazoa; Arthropoda; Arachnida; Trombidiformes; Tetranychidae
Source: RefSeq, a predicted model, not a curated record